Sinocyclocheilus grahami is the source of this 5137-nucleotide messenger RNA. Its product is annotated as proheparin-binding EGF-like growth factor. The record is from RefSeq and is a predicted model, not a curated record. Lineage: Eukaryota; Metazoa; Chordata; Actinopteri; Cypriniformes; Cyprinidae. Gene Ontology annotation, biological process: epidermal growth factor receptor signaling pathway; positive regulation of cell population proliferation. The transcript is spliced from 6 exons. Gene Ontology annotation, molecular function: epidermal growth factor receptor binding; growth factor activity. Bases 147 to 815 code for a protein of 222 amino acids.
CGCACGAGACUUUUGACACAGUCCCCAGCACGCGCGCAUUUGCGUCCAGAUCGCGGACUGUGCUCAGUGUGCUGGAGGCGGGGAGGUAACGUUACAGCGAGACCAACUUCUGAUCCUGUAAUAUCUCGGAUUAUACUAAAAGGAAUAUGUAUACGUUACGAAUCGUCAUCUUUCUCGUAUGUGGUUUCGUGUUACUCAAGGUGUGCAUUGGCGCCUCUGUGGACAGGUAUGAGAGUGCCAAACCCAGAACAACAGUGGUCAACCUCUUUCACACCCUAGAGAAAAUAAACACAACAGAGCACCAGGUGGACAGUGGGACUAUUGUGGAUGAAGAUGACGAUUAUGAUGAAGACGGUCAUCUCUCUGAAGAUUAUGACUCUAACAAGCCAAGAGUGGCAUUUUCCACCAAACCCAAACAUCCAUCAGUGAUUCCCACUACUGAGAAGAAGACAAAAAAAGGAAAAAGGAAGGGCAAAGGAAAAGGCAAGGGAAGAAAGAAGAACCCCUGCCUGGAGGAAUACAAAGAUUUCUGCAUUCACGGAGUGUGUCAGCAUCUGAAGGAGUUGAACACUCAUUCUUGUGUUUGUAAAGCAGGAUACUCAGGAGAGAGAUGCCAUAUAUUUACCCUACCAGUUGGUAAGGAGGAACAGCGUUACAGCCGGACCACAGCUCUAGCAGUCAUAGCUGUGGUCUUAUCCCUCAUGUGUCUCGCAAUCAUCGCUAUUCUGCUGGCACUAAGGUACCACAAAAAAGAUGAUGCUGAUGUAGAAAGAGAAGAAAAGGUCAAACUUGAAGCAACGUCAGUACAGAAGUGAUAAGGGAAGAAAGGGCGAAGAAAGCCAAAAGGACAUGUGACCCAUGGAUAGAUAACCCCCGUUUAAACUGAUCCUAUGCCCUUGAUGUCCUGCAGUCAUGGUGGCUGUCUACACUGGCAUGAAGGAUGUUUUGAAUGCUGCUUCCAUGUGCAGUACAAUGUCCUUAUCAAUGUAUUCCCCUUGUGGAGAACAUACUGAGAGGACUGAACCGAAUGAAUGUAUUGCGACUUUAAUCAAGUUGCUUUUUUUUUGUUGCUUAUUUAUUUAUUUCAAAAAGGGUGUUUCUGGUUCCCUUUCCAAUGGUCUCUCCCAUUGCGUAUACAUGCUUAUGGGGAAAUUAUUGUUUACUCUUGAUACUGAAGCCUGAUUUGUUCACGUUCGUGUACCUGCACAAACAAAUGGUGCUUCAACCCACCAAAAGGGGGGGAGCCAACUACUAUAUAAGUCGGCUCAGAGAGCCAUUCGUCAAAAUGUUCUCCUUCAGCGACUCCUUGCUGGACUCUGAAGCAAGAAGCCGACGCCGAAGCUGACGCUAGAAGCCGGAGCUCAGCAGCUUGCCAUAGACCAGCCCCUGGCAGCAGAAGAUCGCUGAGCUCCUUCCCCUGCGGCCAUCUGGCAACUUAAGAGCAAAUUUCAAAAGCAGAUAGGCACGGUGAGUGUGUCGCUUGACUGGGCUGCGCUCACCGGGACUGAUUACCCUAUUUGCGAGAGCUUUGCUCUCGGAUCGUCAUUUUCAACAGAGGCAGUCCUCCACAGCCUGCUUCCUCGUUUCUCCCCACCCAGGAACCUCGGAGGAAGAAACAUUGGGGCUGCAGGAAUCCCCUGGGCUCAAGUGAUGUCAUGCUGGCUCAAGCCCCAUGUACCUCACUCUUCCCGCAGCACCUCGAUUCGCUGGUGUGUUUCACACGUGAGGACCAGCGCCCCUCUAUGUCAUUGACGGCCUCUGACACAUAGGACUGGGCAUGUCCCGGUGAGGACCUGGACCCCCUCCCGUCCUCUCAACCAAUACGGCCCAGCGUGGACAGCGAGCUGAUCCGCGUUCUCACGAAGGCACGCCUCCUAUUCAGCUUGUGUUAACUCUUCCACUUCUGCUGCUCUCACCUCUGUUGAUGGUGCUGAAGAAAAAGGAUACAGCAAGCUCCCCCCUUUGGAGGAGGCGAUUGCUGCUCAUUUGUGCCCUCCAUCAGCUUUGGGGGUAAAAGCCCAUGCAGUGCAUCCGUCUAAGCCCUGCAGAACGACCUCCGCUCUGGCGAAUAGAGCCUAUGUAGCGGUUGGCCAGGCUGGCUCAGCGCUACAAAAGAUGGCGGUGCUACAAGUGUUUCAGGACAAACUCCUCCAUGGCAUGGAUGAGUCUGGACAGAAUCCUGAGGCCUUCAAAGAACUGCGCACAGUGACUGCCCUGGCUCUGCACACUAAAAAGGCCACUGCACAGGCGAUUGUCAAGGCCAUAGCCAACGUGGUGCUGGAGUGCCACCUUUGGCUUAACUCAACUGAAAUCAGGGACGCUGACAGAGUCGCUCUCCUGUCUCUCCAAAGGGACUGUUCGGCCCAGCUGUGGAUGGAUUCACUGAGCGUUUUACAGCAGCUCAUAAGUCCUCGCAAGCUAUGCAGGACUUCCUGCCAAAACGUUCCAGUUCGGUGGCUGCUACAAGUCACCAGAACGCUCCAUCCACUCAACAGCCUGCCAAAGCUGCGCCAUUAAAGUCCCAGCCUCCUCUGAGAUCUGAGCCUGGGCUAGAACAGCGCUUCAAGAUGGCAAAACAAUUUCCAUUUCCGAAAUGCCAAGGACCCCACCCACAUCUGAUGCUGGAUCCUGAGCCUCAAAAGCUGUCCUGAUCAGCAAGAGAGGAAGAGGAAAGGGCUAAGUCUCGCAGAGGCUGGAUUUCCCUCAAAGAAGGGUCCUGUCUGCAUUCCAUUCCCCAGCCUUGUAGGCAAUGGAAGCUCUGUUCUAACUGGACCCGCCCUUCAGCCCAAUAAAAUUACUGCUGUGACAGUGGACCCACAUACUCAAAAGAGCAAUUCUCCACUUUUCACUGUCAUGGCGGUCAGGUCCCUACCCUAUAGUGGCAAUCUGCCAAUCGAAAAGCUAAAACCACUGUCCAUCUAGCUAUCCCGGAUGUGUCAGGUUGUAUUACCUUGACGACUGGCUGUUGCUAGCCAGGUCGGAGCAGGAACUUAUCGCUCCCAUAUCGUUGUUACUCAACCAUCUAAAGCAACUUGGGCUAAAGAUCAAUUUAGCCAAGAGUUCUGUCAACCAGCCAGUGAAUCGUCUUCCUGGGGACAGUGUUCGAUCCAGCCCAAAUGACAUGCUGUACAGGGGCAAUGUAGCUCGCCCGGUUCAAAUGAUCUGGUCUGUCUUCUAGAGGGCAGAGGUAGACCUCUACGCCUAAGAAGACAACUUUUACUGCCCAAUUUACUUUUUAAAGCACCAAGAUACCCGGGCCCAUGAUUGGCCCUGCGCUCGCUUGUAUGCCUUCCUAGCAGCCUGGACCCGUCCUCUUGUGACAUGCCACACGUGCUAACCUUUUUACAAGAGUUGCUGGAUAAAGGGCGCACCCAAUGUUCCACACUCAAAAGUGGCAGCCAUCGCAGUGAAUCAUGCUCUCGUGGCUGGCCAAUAAGUCAGUAAAAAUGACCUGGUCGUUAAAUUUCUGAGGGGAGCUCGGAGGUUGAACCCGCUUCGUCCUCACUGUGCCGACUUGGGACUUGUCUAUAGUCUUUAGGGCUCUACGAGGUCCUCCCUUUGAGCUGCUCCAGUUGGCUGAUUUGUGGCACCUGUCGCUCAAGACCACCCUCCUCUUGGCAUUAGCAUCGGUCAAGUGAGUAGGUGACCUGAAAGUACUGUCAAUCAGUGCCUCAUGUCUUAAGUUUGAGUCUAACGUCUGCAAAGUCAUCCUCAAGCUAAGACGCGGCUAUGUGCCUAAGGUGCUCUCAAUCCUGUUUAGAGCACAAGUUAUUACCCUUCUAGCUCUUCCUAGUUCAGAGGACAAGCAGGGUCAAAAUCCACUCUGCCUGUUAGGGCUCUUAGAGUGUAUGUUGAGCACUCUGGCCCGAUUCAACACUCGGAGCAGCUCUUUGUAUGCUUCGGAGGCGGCUCCAAAGGGCUGCCAGUUAUGAAACAAUGACUCUUGUUGGAUAGUCAAUGCUAUAGCCCUGGCUUAUGCCACAGAGGGCUCACUGCCCUAUUGGGGUGAGGGCCCACUCCACUCGAGGAUUGGCCUCCUCCUGGGCAUGGUCCAGUGGGAUCUCUAUUGGCGAUAUCUGUGCGGCCGCCGACUGGUCGUCCUAUGUAGGUUUUACUAUGUCGUCCCCAGCGAGUUAAGCUCGGGGCUCAUUCAUACUCAUGCUUCUCAAGGGCCCUUUUUUCGACACGUAGAGCUUCUUAGUUAUGCAAUUACUUAUAGCACAGUGCUAUUUGGAUGCGUUCCCCAUAAGCGUAUAUACGCAACGGGAGAGACCGUUCGAAAGGGAACUUUCCAGUUACUAACGUAAUCUCGGUUCACUGAGAUAAGAGAACGAGCGUUACGUAAGUUGCCGUGCUAUAAGUCCGCACGCGAGACGAUGGCUGCAGCUGACAGUCGAAAGAUUCUGACUGCUUUGAGCCAACUUAUUUAGUAGUCGGCUCCUCGCUUUUUGGCGGGUUGAAGCGCCAUUUGUUCAUGCAGGUAUACGAACUUGAACAAAUCAGGCUUUAGUAUCAGAGUAAACAGGAGUUUCCCCCAUAAGCGUGUAUACGCAACGCUCGUUCCCUUAUCUCAGGGAACCGAGGUUACGUUUGUAACCAGAGCGUUUCUCCCAUCAGUCUAAAUCUAUAGUACUGUCGGAAACACCACAAAGGACUUGUAAUUAUUUAUUUAUAAUGUAUUGGUUAUUUAUUUUGAUAUGUAACAAUUUUGUGUACUGAAUGCACUGUUAGUUUUGUACAUGUUUUUAUUGUAUAGAUAUUUAUUAUUGAUAGAUACAAUCAAAUAAUAAUAGGACUGAAGUUGCAUAACAGACUGUACAAUCACAUAUGGAAGACCCUCCAGUAUAGUUUAAAUAAUAUUAUAGCUAAACUGUGAAAUAAACAGAUUUGUGGAGCUCUAAAAAUGCAAUCAAUUAAAUCACAUACUGUGGAGGAAUGUCUGACACAGGGCUUUGUAGGUAUAUCCAUUACUGAGAAAGUGUAGCUUAAAUUAAGUGAAAUAAAAUAGAAUAUGUUUAUCAAAAUAUUUUAAGUACUGUGUAUAGUAUAAAAUAACAUGAUUUCAUUUACUAAUUUUAAGCAAUGAUAACCAAAUAUCUUUAACCAAUGAAAUUACUGUUUCACUUUAAUAAACAUU